Molecule: messenger RNA, 597 nt
Organism: Penicillium concentricum
Lineage: Eukaryota; Fungi; Ascomycota; Eurotiomycetes; Eurotiales; Aspergillaceae
Exons: 2
Coding region: 1-597 (198 amino acids)
Source: RefSeq, a predicted model, not a curated record
AUGACCCAGGACGAGGUUAAUGGAGGUCUUGGCCCCCCAUUUGCAGCUAUCAAGUUCGCUUGCCAUGGUGCUGCUGACCAUAAUAAGAAGGGGAUCAUACGGAUUUAUAUCCAAAUACAUAUCACUGGAACGAUCGCUCGCAGCCCUAGAGCCCGAGCCCAGCAGGCUGUCACGCAGCGGAUGCAUACGAAACUUCAAGCGCUCAAGAGCCUCGCAGAACAGAAGUGUGAGGUAGUCCCCGAUCUUCUUGGGUACCAGGAGGCACAGCAAGAUAGCGAAGGCUGUGUGCCGGGUGGUUAUAUCAAUUAUAUGGUGUGGGCUCGUGUUCUCGGGGACUCAAUUGACUCUAAUGUUUUCGGGGUCCGAGUUGUAACAGCCAGUACCGUGAUGAAGUGUACACAACAAGGAAAAUUCCGGUCAAUCUGGUAUGGAGCGCAUAUCGAAAUAGCCAUCAUUCUCAAUAUCAUAGAAAUCUGGACAUUAUUGAUCGCCUCGGUUGGCGCUCCACUAUGGCCACUUUUCAAGAAAUGGGGCCAACAGCUGGGGACAAAAAAAGCCAAUAUGGCUGUCAAAGUAACCCCAUAUGGAUUACGAUAG